Scatophagus argus is the source of this 2126-nucleotide messenger RNA. RefSeq lists its product as uncharacterized. Gene Ontology annotation, molecular function: DNA binding. NCBI's taxonomy places the organism in Eukaryota, Metazoa, Chordata, Actinopteri, Scatophagidae. The transcript is spliced from 5 exons. The record is from RefSeq and is a predicted model, not a curated record. Bases 241 to 2004 code for a protein of 587 amino acids.
AAAGUGUGGAAAAACGUAACAAUCGCAAACGGAAAUGACACUGGUAUAUCGGUCAAGCAGAAGCUCGUACUUUUAACAUACCGACAAACGUAAAUGUUAUUAUCGCAAUUGUUUCUCAUACUGACACGGCCACAGGACCUCUCAGGGUCUCCGUAGAAGGGCUGUGACAAGGCUGCACAUGCGCAUUACGUUACAUGGAUUUCACAGGCUUCCGGUGAUCACCCGCCACCAACCAUAAACAUGGUCCGUAAAAGAAGUAUAGUGUGGGGCUUUUUUAAAAACGUCGACACGGAGUCGGUCCAGUGUCUGCUCUGCUCAGCUUAUCUGGUCAGACAGGGCCCCACCACGAACAUGCUGAGACAUCUACGUGUCCAACAUCCCACCGAGUUCAAGAAAAUUAAGGGAAGGCUGCCAGAAACUACCCCCAUCAACGGUGAUCAAGACACGGACAUGGACAGCGAACAGUUCUGCUCCGUGGAAGUGACGCUGGAGAAUUCUGACGCUUCUACCACAGAGGAUGGUGCUGUAUUGAACUCUGCUGUUAAUGGCACCCCAGCAGACCAAAUGACGCAUGAGGAGGCGAGUGAUGGCCGCCCUGCAAAAUCUAGACGGAGUUUGGUUUGGAGGCACUUCGAGCGCUUGGACAGUUUGGGUGCCGCUCGUUGCCGCAUUUGCAUGCAGAAGUUGCAGUGCUUUGAAGGCGGCGGCACCAGCAACCUGCGUCGACACAUGUCAUCCAGACACCCAAAGGUGUUUUCUCAGCUAGUGUCCAACAGGCAGAACCCACCACCAUCCCACUCAUCGCAGGCCUCAGAUGUUAAUGGAGACACACUGACACCACCAGAGACUGUCGGGGCCACAGAGAAGAGCCUGUUUUCAGUGGAAGUGGCGCUGGAGGACAGAGGCUCUGAUUCUCUUACUACGGGGAAUGAUGCUGACUUGAAUUCUGCUGCUAAUGGCUUCGUGGAGGCUGCACAGGAAGGUCCUGUACGACGGAGACGGAGUUUGAUUUGGAGGCACUUUGAGUGCUUGGACAGUUUGACUGCCGCUCGUUGCCGCAUUUGCAUGAAGAAGAUCCAGUACUUUGAAUGCAGCAGCACCAGCAACCUGCGCCGGCACAUGUCAAAAAGACACCCCAAGGUGUUUGCUCAGCUAGUGGCCAAUGGGCAGAACCCACCACCAUCCCACUCAUCGCAGGCCUCAGAUGUUAAUGGAGACACACUGACACCACCAGAGACUGUCGGGGCCACAGAGAAGAGCCUGUUUUCAGUGGAAGUGGCGCUGGAGGACAGAGGCUCUGAUUCUCUUACUACGGGGAAUGAUGCUGACUUGCAUUCUGCCGCUAAUGGCAUCAUGGAGGCUGCACAGAAAGGUCCUGUAAGAGAGAGACGGAGUUUGAUUUGGAGGCACUUCGAGUGCUUGGACAGUUUGGCUGCCGCUCGUUGCCGCAUUUGCAUGAAGAAGAUGCAGUACGUUAAAGGCAGCAGCACCAGCAACCUGCGUCGACACAUGUCAAAAAGACACCCGAAGGUGUUUUCUCAGCUAGUGGCCAACGGGCUGAGCCUGCCCCCAUCCCACUCAUCGCAGGCCUCAGAUGUUAAUGGAGACACACUGACACCACCAGAGACUUUCGGGGCCACAGAGAAGAGCCUGUUUUCAGGUGCUUCGAAAGUUUCAAGAGCAUAUGAAGGACAAAAGCAUCUGUUGAGGAGGGAGCAGGAGCUGAUAGAAUCACUGAGGAGAGCACAGAGGGAGGAGGCUCGGGCUCUGGAUCAUCAGAGGGAACUGCUUGAGAGGCUGCGUGCAGCGAAUGCCAGGGAGGCAGCUGCAGAGAGGGAGCAAAUCCAGUCAUUGAGGAAAGCACAGCUGGACGAAGCCAAAGACUUGAUUAGACAGAAAGAAGAGCUGCAGGAGGAAAAGGCAGAGCUGCAGAAGAGAUGGGAAGAGCUUGAGCAGGAAAGAGAAGAAUUUUUCUUGUUUUCCAGAGGACAGCAAGCCUCCUGAUUCAGCAGCAUAGUUAUUUUGCUGUUAUAAUUUAUUUCAGGUUUCCUGUAAAUUUCUUUAAUUCUAAGCCAUGAUGUAAACAUAUGAAACCUCUUUUAGUAAAAUAUAUUUUGCAAAAGAGA